Molecule: messenger RNA, 1318 nt
Organism: Phlebotomus argentipes
Lineage: Eukaryota; Metazoa; Arthropoda; Insecta; Diptera; Psychodidae
Exons: 2
Coding region: 26-1261 (411 amino acids)
Source: RefSeq, a predicted model, not a curated record
ACUGUUGAACGAACAUCCACUCCAAAUGUGCCUACCCGGGCCCUAUUACGCUACUGGAUGUUAUCGUCGUGAAUUAAAUAACAACGUUGCCAGAGGGUGUGUAUCGGAGUUACAAGGCACUCCGAUCUUAGAAGAUUGUCACGUCGGCGAAGUUUGCAAAAUUUGCAACACUGAUGGCUGUAAUUCAAAGGUGAAUUUCCAGGAAUGCUACAACUGCAACUCCGAUGUGGAUUCUGAUUGCCUCAGGGUUCAGAACAAUACAAGUUCUGCUGUUAUUUGUCACGAUUACAUGGAUUCAUGUGUGCAAAUGAUCCAGGAUGUCUACAGAAUUACACUUAGAGGGUGUACAAAUGAGAUUGAUUCCAUGCAUAAUCCUCUACCAAGCAUGAGAUUGGCAUGCACUGCUAAUUUUUGCAACAGCAACAUUUAUCCCAUCUGGAGGGCAACGUGUCAUCAGUGCGAUUCCGGAGAAGGAUGCAAUAGAAACAGUACGGAAACUACUGAGUAUUUGAUGCCUUGCAAGAUCUUCUGGCAGGACGAUCAGUGUUACUCAGUUCUCAGAGAUCGUCAAGCUGUUCGCGGAUGCCUCAGUGAUGCUGAUGCAAACGUGGCCUAUUGCCAAGAAUCGGACAUUUGCGAGAGCUGCAUUCAGGCUGGUUGCAACUUCCGCCCGGCGUCAAGACCCCCAGCACUCUCUUGCGUCUCUUGUCAGUAUGACGAAGCUUGCAGCUGGGGAUUCCCGGUGACGAGUGGGGAAUCAUGCGAAGAAGAUGUCUGGAUGGGAGAGGUUGAAGGAUGCUACACUGGUGUACGUGAAAAUGGUGACGUAGUUAGAGGAUGCUCACUUGGAUCUGCUCCAUGUCCUACCGAUCAUGAGUGCAACCACUGUCAAAGCAACAACUGCAACAGUGUUGCCAUCAAUAGACAGGAGUGUAUACAUUGUCGUAGCGAUGCUAACGGCCAGGAGUCCUGUGCGGAAGAAACUGCAGGUCUGGAACCUAGACAGUGUUCGGGAGAUCACCAAACUUUCCAAUUAAGAGGAUGCUACACCAUGAGAAAGCCCAACGAUAUUGUCAUUCGAGGAUGUAUGAGAGAUCUUAGCUCCGAAGACAUUGUCAGUUGCCAGAGUGAUGAUCAUUUCUGCAAUGUUUGCUUGGAACAAGGUUGCAACAUCGGACCAGCUCCUGCAAAAGCUGCUAUUCAACACCCAUUCUUUUUGCUUAUUCUGCUUUCUUCAAUUAUGCUUUUCCGACUAUUGUAAAACCUUAUCAAUUUCAAAAGUUCACAAGUGGUUUUUUGUAUGGGAAUAAAUAUUGAA